AUAGUCGCUCUGGCAUGUUUGCUAGUCAGAGGGUUCAAGUAGCAAGUGUAGCGUGGGUGCAAGCGCAGCUGUACGGAUAGCAUUAAAAUACACCCUCCAGAGCAAACUGCUUGACUGCUGAGAUAAAAAUACACUUGUCCCGUCUGAAUUUCUACAUUAUAACAGAACGAGAGUCGAGGGACACUGAUACACGACGGGGGUCUGGAGAGACGUGUGCUAGCGUGAAGCCGCUCCAUCUAACUUUCACCCUGCCUGUGGUGGAAGGAAAGCUCUGCUGGAUCUACAAUGAUUAUUGAUAACCUCGAUGCCUUGAAAACAUGGCUGUCUGACACCCUCGAGCCCAUCUGUGAUGCAGACCCUUCUGCCCUCGCUAAGUAUGUUGUUGCUUUGGUGAAGAAGGACAAAAGCGAAAAGGAACUUAAAGCCUUGUGCUUAGACCAGUUGGAUGUAUUUCUCCAGAAAGAGACCCAGCAAUUUGUGGAUAAGCUGUUUGAAGCUAUUGGCAACAAAAGCUACCUCCCCCAGCCGGAGCAACCGACUCCUCUGAUUAAGGUUGAGAAAGAGGAACCUAAAAAAGAUGAGACUCCUCGGGAAGACGAAAGGGAAAAGAAGUUUUCACGUCGUGUGAACCACAGCCCUCCGCAGCAAAGCUCUCGCUACAGUAGAGACAGCAGGAGAGGAGAUGAUCGAAAGAGAGACGACCGCUCCAGGAAGAGGGAUUAUGAUCGCAUCCCACCGAGGAGGGACUCGUACAGAGAUCGCUACAACCGCAGGAGAGGCCGGAGCCGCAGUUACAGUCGCAGCCGCAGUCGGAGUUGGAGCAAAGACCGCGUCCGAGACCGGGACAGAGAGAGGGAUAGAGACAGAGACAGGGAUCGAGAACGCAGCAGGAGCCGGUCACACAGCAGAACUCGGUCCAGAAGCAGGAGUAGAGAGCGAGAUUCUGGGAAACUGAAGUUUGAUCAUGAACGAUUAGAGAGGCCAGAGGGCGCCGAUGGUUACGCCCCAGCAGCACUGGUCCCCACUGCGACCACAGCACACUUCCCCGUGCCAACACUGAGCAGCACCAUCACAGUCAUCGCUCCCACGCAUCACCACAGCAAUAACACCACUGAGAGCUGGUCAGACUUCCGCCCUGAUCACCCCGUGGACCGAGGCCCUUUCGGUCGUGGACCGCCCCCUCAACAGAGGAAGCGAUGCCGUGACUAUGACGAAAAGGGCUUCUGCAUGAGAGGGGACAUGUGUCCUUUUGACCAUGGGAGCGACCCAGUCGUAGUUGAGGACGUCAACCUGCCCAGUAUGCUGCCCUUCCAACCACCACCAAUGCCAGGAGUGGAUGGACCCCCACCCCCAGGCCUCCCACCACCACCUCCUCUCAUGAACCCCCCACCUGUGAAUCUGCGGCCUCCGGUGCCUCCGCCAGGCGCCCUCCCACCCAGCCUUCCUCCUGUUGCAGGUCCUCCUCCUUCUCUACCUCCGUUGCAGCCGUCAGGCAUGGACGCUCCUCCCAACUCCAUCACCAGCUCUGUUCCCACCAUCGUCACCUCUGGGAUGCGGCCCUCACUGCCCCAGGUCCCGGUGCCCCUCUUCACCACCAACAAUUAUGAGCCAGACGUGUACAACCCUGAGGCUCCCAGCAUCACAAAUACCUCCAGGCCCAUGUACCGCCACCGGGUGAACGCCCAGAGGCCCAACCUGAUCGGCCUGACGAUGGGGGAUGUCGACCAUCCACCGAGAGAAAAAAUUCCCAACAACAGCAUGAGAAUCGUUAUGGAGUCAGAUCCGAGGAAAAGACCGCAUUUGCCCCAUGAUGGAGGCCUCUCUAAGAAACCCUGGUUUGACAAACCCAACUUUAACAAACCAAACCACCAGGGCUUCCACAAAAGACCCCCGUUCUCCACCAACACCAAGCUGCUGGUGCGGCAAAUUCCAGCUGAGCUUAACAACAUCAGCAAACUCAACGAACAUUUCAGCAAGUUUGGAACCAUCGUCAACCUGCAGGUGGCCUACAACAACGACCCAGAGGGGGCCCUGAUCCAGUUUGCGUCUCCAGAUGAGGCGAAGCGCGCUAUGCAAAGCACAGAGGCCGUUCUCAACAACCGCUUCAUCAGGGUGCACUGGUUCCGUGAUGACGGGAGUGACGGCCAGUCCCACUCGCAGCAGAAUCCGCUUCAGCCAGCUAUGCAGCCCUCAGCCACAUCUCUGAAGCAGUCCGUCAAAGACCGCCUUGGGCCCCUGCUCUCUGCCAACUCUGAGCCCUCCCAGGAUUCCAGUGUAGCCUCUCAGAAUCCCUCGAAGGUGUCGGUGAAGGAUCGUUUGGGUCUGCCAUCGGCCAAACCAGCAGCUCCUGUUGAAAAAGUGUUUUCUACUUCCAUGGGCCUCACAAAGACGGUGUACAAUCCUGCUGCUCUGAAGGCAGUGCAGAAAACGUCAGAGGAGAACCUGAAGAAGAAACAGGAAGCUCUGAGACUCCAGCAGGAUGUGAGGAAGAAGAAGCAGGAGAUAUUGGAGAAGCACAUUGAAACCCAGAAGCUCCUGAUAUCCAAACUGGAGAAGAACAAAGCAAUGAAGGCCGACGAUAAAGCUAAGAUCAUGGAAACUUUGGGCAUGUUAACCAAAAGCAUCACCAAACUGCAGGAAGAGAUAAAGGGAAUCUCGAGCAGCAGCAACCUGCUCCGCACGGCCAAGAGCAAGACUCAGGCUCAGAAGGAACUGCUUGAUGCAGAGCUCGACCUCUUCAAGAAGACUCAGGCCGGAGAGGACACCGCGAUGUUGAAGCUCAAAUAUACGCAGCUGCAGAUAGAGGCGGCCAAAAGGGGUCUCCUGUCCCCCGGACGAGGUCGGGGGGUCCACACUCGAGGUCGUGGUGCUCUGAGAGCGCGGGGACGAGGCUCCAGAGGAAGGGGUAGAGGCGCGUCACUGCAUGCGGUCGUGGACCAUCGACCUCGGGCCCUGGUGAUUUGUGGUUUCACAGAAACAGACCAUGUUGACUUGCUGCCACACUUUGCUCAAUUUGGAGAGAUUGAAGAUUGUCAGAUUGGUGAAAGCGGCUCGUCUGCGGUCAUCACUUACAGGUCGAGAGCUGAAGCCGAACAGGCGGCUCUUCAUGGAGUGAGGUUCAACAACCAGACUUUAAACCUGGCCUGGCACAAAGCUGUGACGGCUCUCAAUGCUGCGGACGCUGAUGAUGCAGAACAAGAUGAUGACGAGUACCCUGAAGAGUCGCUGAGUGAUGAUGCGUUGCUGCAGGACGACGACGAAGAAGACGAUGACAACGAAUCUCGCUUCUGGCGCAGAUGAAGAUCAUCCAGACGCUCCUCCCUGACGUGGAAGAUAUUCAACAAUCCAGCAGAUUUAUAAGAUUUCAAAGCCGGUUUAUGAGACGAACACAGCUCAUUUCACUUUUUUUUUUGUGUAACUGGCAGAAGAACCUUGUGGAUUAAUUUUAACAGUUUAACAACGGUGAAUUUUUUUAAUGCUCUUAACGUAGAAAAAUGUUUUUUUUUCUGUUGUUUUGGUUUAUAAAACAUGAAUUGUUUGACAGCUAAUAUCUUACACACACAUUUGUUGACAUGUCAGUUUGAGAAACAGAACCUGUGUUGUAAUUGAACUGAACGAUAGGCUGUAGCUUUUGCAGAAUAGUAUUAGGUUGACUGGUUUAAACGCUCAUGUAAAUAUUUUAUGUCUGGGUUAAAACGAUUUGUAUGAAAGCUUGGCUUCUCAGUUCUUGGCUUUACUUUGGAUUGUAAAAAAAGAAUAAAGAGUUGAAAUGGUCUUAAAAAGAAUCCUGCCAAAAAAAGAAAAAAAAAGCAGAAAAGAAAAACAAAAAAGAAAACAUGUGGCAGAGACAAAAAAAAACAUCUUAAA
This is a messenger RNA of Notolabrus celidotus (New Zealand spotty), 3867 nucleotides long. It is a transcript of the gene rbm26, whose product is annotated as RNA binding motif protein 26. Gene Ontology annotation, biological process: mRNA processing. The transcript has 23 exons. Lineage: Eukaryota; Metazoa; Chordata; Actinopteri; Labriformes; Labridae. Gene Ontology annotation, cellular component: nucleus. Gene Ontology annotation, molecular function: metal ion binding; RNA binding. The record is from RefSeq and is a predicted model, not a curated record. Bases 286 to 3300 code for a protein of 1004 amino acids.